Aplosporella prunicola CBS 121167 is the source of this 1372-nucleotide messenger RNA. RefSeq lists its product as uncharacterized. Lineage: Eukaryota; Fungi; Ascomycota; Dothideomycetes; Botryosphaeriales; Aplosporellaceae. The transcript is spliced from 2 exons. The record is from RefSeq and is a predicted model, not a curated record. Bases 455 to 1081 code for a protein of 208 amino acids.
GGCAUGUCUCGCCGCGUGGCUUUGUGUCGUGAGUCGAUGACGGUGGAGAGGAACGAAAGGACGAAAAGGCACUGAGCCUGAGGCAGCCUGUGCACCGCCAACCGGAAGCCGCUACGCGCAAACCCCACGCGCCAGCCUCCUCUCCACCGCCCAGCCUCUUUCACACGUCCGCCGCCAUGUUUAACCGCCCGGCGAGCCCGCAGCGCCUUGCUGCUUGCUGCAACUACUGUAAUCUCUCGCUGACUGCUUCUUCUGCUUCUUCUUCUUUCUCCGUCCAUGUUUGCUGCAGCUAGCAACUAAUCGUCUUCUUCUCCUCUCGUCGUCGCAACGUCGUACAGCUCGAGCUCCCCCCCACACCAGCUUCAGCCUUCCAGCGCAACAGCCCCCGCUCAGCUCGUACUCCUUACCGAACCACCGCCAGCUCAAUCUCUGCAACCCGCGCCCUCGUACCACCAUGGCUCUCUCCGGCUUCCUGUUCAUUUGCUGGCGCAUACUUGAGAUUCUAACUCUCAUCCCGACGCUGGGCAUGCUGGCCUGGUUCGUCAAGGGCUACGUCUCGCUGAACACGCUCACGCCCGACUUCAUAUUACUGCUCUUCAUAACGUCGGUGCUAGCCGCGGCGUGGGCCAUCGCGACUCUGGUGGGAUACUUGCGCGUCCGUCACUCGGCCCUCUUCGUCGCGAUCGUCGACCUUGCUUUCGUCGGUUGCUUCAUCGGAGGUGUCUAUCUGUUGCGCUUCGUCAGCGAUGCCAACUGUUCCAGCAACGCUCCGGGCGACUGGUACUACAAGCUCGGCAUGGUGGGCUACUACGGACGCAGCUCCAACACCGACUGGUCGAUGCACCCGCACAAGACGUGCUCGAUGCUCAAGGCCUGCUUUGCCUUCGGCAUCAUGAACUGCAUCUUCUUCUUCACCACUUUUCUCCUCGCUCUUCUGGUCCACCGUCACCACCUUACCGACGUCGUCCAUGUCAAGCGCAGCUCCACGCACUACUCCCGUCACAGCCACCGCAGCCGCAGCCGGGACUACCCGCCAAGCCCCAGGCGCUCGCACCACAGCAGUCGCAGGGCGUACGUUUAAGACGAAGCCAGGAAACCCUUUGAGAUACCGCGGGUUGGCCUUUCUGAGGUCUUGGAGGAUGUAGAUGAUGUAACGGCCGGAAUAGCGCUAUCAGCGUUCAGCGAGAUACGACAAGGUUCAUGAAACCAAGCCUUACGAGACACGAUUUGGACUUACGAUUAUUUUGCAUUACCUUUUUCCCCCUAAUAAUACCCCAACAUGUAGAUAUCCAGAGCGGCUUCCACCCAGCGAUGACGACACGGGUGUUUCUCGGUCCGCAUGCUGCAAUUCAAAUUCAAUUCAUCCCCAACC